Molecule: messenger RNA, 1956 nt
Organism: Maudiozyma saulgeensis
Lineage: Eukaryota; Fungi; Ascomycota; Saccharomycetes; Saccharomycetales; Saccharomycetaceae
Source: the annotation of a GenBank genome assembly
AUGGAGUUGAAUAAGAAACCAAGGAAAUUAGCAUGUGUAUCAUGCAGAAAACGCAGACGGAAAUGUGAUAUGCAACAUCCAUGUUCAAACUGUUCUCGUAGUGAUACAGAAUGUGUAUUUACAAAUCAAGACUUAAGAAGAAAUAGAUAUUCGACAGGUUAUGUAAAGGCUCUAGAGGCUCAUAUUGCAUAUUUAGAAUCUUCUUUGAGACGUAUUAAGGACACAACUGACCCUAAACAAAGAGAUAUAUUAUUAAGUCAAAUACCUUUGGAUAAUAUAGAGAUUCCAAAUAAAGAUGUGACAUUUCAACAGUAUCAUUUGCCGACAUUGGUAAAAAUGGAGAAUAACACAGUUGAUAAUAAAAGUGACGGGAUUAUCAAUGAAAGAAAGUCAGGGACUUCCUCAAGAGAACCAAGUCUUAAUUAUAUUAUUUCCACCGCUAAAUCUGAACCACGCCAAAGGUCUAGAUCACCAUCUCCUUUACCUACGGUAGGUAGUGGUACUAAUAGUAUUUAUCCUACAAAUUCAUUAUCGAUAUCGAAUAAGAAAAGAAGAAUUGAGCAUAAGAGACAAAUGCAAGUGAAUUUGAAAAAUUUAUCAAGGUCUCCUCUUAUUUUAAGAUCUUUUUCAUUAUUUUUUAAAUGGUUAUAUCCUGGUCAUUAUAUGUUUAUUCAUAGAGAAACAUUUUUAAGCGCAUUUUUUGGAGAUGAAGCUACAAAGACAUAUUAUUGUUCAGAAGAAUUAGUUUAUGCUAUUGCUGCAUUGGGGAGUAAAGCUUCGAAACAAUCAGAAGAACUGUAUGAACAAAGAGAUAUUUAUUACCAUCAUGCAAAAUCAAUUGUAUUAAAGAAAAUAUUCCAAUUGGAAGAUAAGUCUCUGGCUGAGUCUACAUCUUCUUCAAAAUUAGCCAUUAUUCAAACAUUAUUGUGUCUUGCAUUUUAUGAUAUUGGAUCGGGUGAAAACCCUAUGGCAUGGUACCUUUCAGGGUUAGCAUUUAGAAUAUCACAUGAAAUAGGUUUGCACUUGAAUCCAAAAGCUUGGGAUAAUGUCUAUGAAGAUGAAUUAUCAAAGAUGGAUAUUGAAGUCAGAAGUAGAAUAUAUUGGGGCUGUUAUAUUGCAGACCAUCUAAUAUCAAUAUUAUUUGGUAGAUCUACUUCCUUGAGACUUUCGAACUCAACAGUACCAGAAACUGAUGAAUUACCAGAUAUAGAAACUGGUAUCGAAGAUUAUAUUUAUAAUCCAGGUGAAGCUUUGUGUAUGGCUAACCCUUUGAAGAAAUUAAUUAUUCUUUCCAGAAUUACUGAAAUUUUCGCCAAAAAAAUCUUCAUUCAAACGGAGACAAUUGAACAAAGAAUUGGGUAUUUAUCAAAGUUUAAUUCAGAGGCAAUGAAUUGGAGAAAUGAUCUUAAUGGUGAAUUACAAUGGGAUAAACAAUCACUAAAAAAAUUGGAGACUUUGAACAUCACUACAGUAUAUGUUUGGUAUCAUUAUUACAUUGUUAUUAUCUCCUAUAAUAAGCCAUUCUUAUUCGAAUCAUCUAAAUCAAGAAAAUUAAUUAAGGAUUGUAUCCACGAGUUACAUGCUUUAUUAAAUGUGUGGAAAAAAAGAUUUGGUACAUUUGAACGUUGUAGUCUAUAUAUGGUAUAUUCGGCUAUUUUAUCCAUUCAAUGUAUGGAUGUAGAAUCUAUCAAGGAUAAUAUAUACAGUGACUUUGAAGAUUUUUUGAAAUCGAAUACAUUGAAUUAUGAAGUUGCCAAAAAAUUCAUUGAAAGUAGCAAAAAUAUGGAAAAUAACAAUGAAUUUAAUUCUGAAUUUACAGAUUUAUUAGGUUCUUUAUCUCAUGGUACAGAUUUUGCGUUAGAGUACAAUUUUGAUUUUACGUUAUUAAACGAAAUUGAUAACUUGAUUACUAGUAAUCCCAAUACACACACUCUCACAGAAGAGUCAAAAAUGUAA